CCGGAAGGAUACUCGAGCCCGGCUUCGCAGGUAGUGCAGUCGUUUGGGCCUGUCGGGGACGAGGAGUUCGGUGACGGUCGAAGUGCUCUCUGUAGCGCUCGAGCAAAAGUACCGUGUCGAUGGGACUUUCAGAAUGCAGCAGCUACACGAUGAGUUGGCCGCCGUCGCGGUCACCGCUGCUGACAAGUACGAUCCGGCUCGCGCAAUCCAACAAUUGCGCCGCAUCUUUCACGAACUCGGCAAACUCGGAGACACAGUCGUGAAACAACGGCAAGCACAUGCCAUCCUAAAGGCCCUGCCCGACAAGCAAUACGGCUCGUUCAAGACUGUACUAACUACAAACGGUUCGACGAACGGCUCGUCGAAUGGGAACUACAGCAGCGGCGGCGGAUCGGCCGGCAACGCUGGAGGCGGCAGCGCGGGAAAUGCGCAAGGUGCUCGCGGGAAUUAUCGCGGCAACAACGCCUCCGGUGGCCGAGGUAAGGGCCAGGACACCGGUCGGAACCGAAAAGGGCGCUGCCGCUACUGUCAUAAUUCGACAGAGCACGGGUGGCACAACUGCCCGCUCCGCCUGAGGCACGAGGCGGAGGAAGCCACUGAACAGGCUGAUACUCACCACACUCAAGACUCCACCACUCAGGCAUGGUUCACGCGGGUGGAGACUGAAGGCGAUGUGCUGGAGGACUACGCCAUCUCUUUCGGAAAAGACGUGCAGGUGCAGGAUGCGCCUGCUGCGGCGCAGCCAGAGGAGCGCGCUGCUGGUGACACGCUGGUGCAAGACGCGCCGGUGCCGACGCUGCAGGAUGCACGCGUUGUGUAUGACCCGCAGGUACUGGACACACCUGCUGCAGCGGUGGUCUAUGACCCUGCUGCCAACGGAUAUUCUCAGACGGAGGAGGCGCCUGAGGACACCGAGCUCGUUGCGUUCAGCAGGGUGUUUCAGGUGGACAAAGAGAAACCGCAGGUCGUUGAUGAUUCCGCCUGCUACAUUGAUUCCGCCGCGUCCAGCCACAUGGUGGAUGAGCAGUCUCGCUUGUCCCAUCACGUCCUCAAUCCGGUAGAUUGCGCUGUGCGCAUUAUCGGGUCGUGUGGCACAUCCGACGCAACCAAGAAAGGUACCCUGAAGUUUGGGGUGCGCAAUGAUCAAGACCAAGUCGUGCGAGUAGCUCUGGAGGUUCUGCUGGUUCGGGGCCUUGGAGCGAACAUACUUUCGGUUGGAGCGCUGGCCGAGAAGGGGGUGAUGUGUGAUCUGAUGUCUACCCCGCCGGCGCUUCGCAUGGGCAACCAGGUCUUUCCGAUCUCGACCGCAGUGCCUCGCAUGUACGUGCUGAAUGUCAUCAUCGACGACGUCAACCUGGGCGCUGUAGAAGUAAAUCGCACGAAGGUAGACGCUCACCUGUGGCACCGGAGGAUGGGCCACUGCAACUCGCGAGCGCUGCAGCAGCUGGCGGACAAGGACACUACCGGAAUCAGGUUCAAUCGCAACAUCGAACCAGCCACCCCCCGUCUAACCGUCCCCUCUCGGAGAACUCGGCUGGAAAUUCUAAAUGCCGAUACGUGGGGGAAACAUCCUAUUGCUACAUACGGGGGUUGCCAGAGUGCCGUGAUGUUUACUGAUGACGCUACUCGCAUGAGGUUCGGCUACCUACUCAAGACGAAAGACGAAACGGCCGAAGCUCUUCAAACUCUGGUUCGGGACGAGGCCGACCCGCUUGGUCAGAGCAUCGGCACGGUGCACUGCGACGGGGGAGCGGAGUAUUUGGGCAAGUUUCUGGCGCUAUGUAAGUCGCUCGGAAUCAAGCUCACGAAUAGCCCCCCCUAUGUCCCGUAAGGGAACCCCAUCGCCGAGCGUGGAUUUGGUACCAUCAUCGACACUGCCCGCAAGCUUCUCUUGGGAGCACCGCACCUUCCUCAACAGCUGUGGGGGGAGGCUUUCAUGACUGCAAUCUACCUCAAGAAUCGGACCCCGACCGAAGUCCUGGGCGGCAAGGCACCACUCGAGGUAUGGGAGGGGAAGCCGCUCGGA
Ectocarpus sp. CCAP 1310/34 is the source of this 2026-nucleotide messenger RNA. The record is from the annotation of a GenBank genome assembly. Lineage: Eukaryota; Phaeophyceae; Ectocarpales; Ectocarpaceae.